Messenger RNA from Zophobas morio, 1632 nucleotides. Its product is annotated as sialin-like. Lineage: Eukaryota; Metazoa; Arthropoda; Insecta; Coleoptera; Tenebrionidae. Gene Ontology annotation, molecular function: transmembrane transporter activity. Gene Ontology annotation, biological process: transmembrane transport; monoatomic anion transport. The record is from RefSeq and is a predicted model, not a curated record. Gene Ontology annotation, cellular component: membrane. The transcript is spliced from 3 exons. The coding region runs from base 160 to 1542 and encodes 460 amino acids.
GAUGAAACAAUUUCAUUUUAAAUAUCGUAAAUUAAUAAAACAUAAUACUUGACUACGAGCGAUAACGGGUGCCAGACAAUGUUUAAUACGCAUGCAAGUAAGUGGUGAAUAUAUGUCAAAUGUCUAGUUUUGUUAGAAGUUGUGUCGUAUGUAUAAAUAAUGGGAGAAGUUGAAUUAUUGCGGAAAGAAUUUUUCACGUGCCGAAAAAUUUUAUGUUUCAUGGUAAUCACAUGUUUUAUGGUUCAUUAUAUGAUACGAGUCAACAUGUCAAUAGCAAUUGUUGAAAUGGUUGCAACAAACAAUUCCAACUUCUCUGCUCACGGUCCGACAUAUCAAUGGAACGAACACCAAAGAAAUGAUAUUCUGGGUUGUUUUUUCUGGGGAUUUCUACUAUCAGCUAUUCCUGGAGGCCGCCUGUCAGAAAUAUAUGGCACUAAAAUUAUUUUAGGCACUGCCAUGUUGAUAUCCAGCGUACUGACCAUUGUAACUCCUCUUGCUUGUCAUCUUCACUACUAUUGCGUCGUAGCGGUCAGAGUUGUCUUGGGACUGGCCCUCGGAGUCUCUUGGCCGUCUAUUCCUCCGCUGGCACUAAAUUGGGUAGCUCCAGCAGACACUUCCAAAUUUAUGGCUCAUACUAUAGCUUGUGCCUUGGGAGCCGGAUUGACUUUGCCAGUGUCCGGAUACAUUAUAGCUCUUCUGAUGUGGCCUAGUGUUUUCUACAUUACAGGCGCAAUAUCUCUAGUGUGGACAGCUUUCUGGUUUUAUUUGGUGUAUGAUUCUCCAGAAAAACAUCCGAGGAUUAGUAGCGAAGAGAAAGCAACCGUAACAAGAGAAACAGUUGGUCUUAGACACUCCAAAGGCGAAAAAGAAACUCCCUGGAUAAAAAUUCUUCUUUCAGGACCUGUGUGGGCAAUCGUGGUUGCGGAUUUUUGCCUCCAGUUUAACACAAACAUUAUUUUAAACGAAUUGCCGUCAUAUAUGGAUCGCGUUCUCCAUUUUAACAUAAAAAAGAACGGACUUCUUUCAAGUUUGCCGUAUUUUGCGACGUAUUUGAUGGCUGUUGUGUUUUGCUACAUAGCUGACAGGUGGAGAAAAUCUAAUAAAUUUUCUAUAGUUACUAUACGUAAAUUAUUUACAUCUAUUUCGUUUUGCAUUCCUGCAGUGCUAUUUUUAAUUCAAAUAUACUGGGGAUACGACGAAGUUGUCUCCGUUAUAGUCUUCACGUUAUCGCAAGGUUUUCUAGCAGCCUCAACUGCUGGGUUUAUUUCGAACAGUAUGGAUAUUUCUCCAGUUUAUUCUGGUACUAUAUUUGGACUGGCUUUUACUUGUGGUGCUUCGACGGGUUAUUUUUCUUCGAAAUUAGUUGCUGUUGUAACUAGUGAAGAAGUCAGCUUCCAGCAGUGGCGAUAUAUUUUCUGGAUAUUGAUUGCACUAGAUGUUGUUGGUUGUCUAUUUUAUUACAUUUUUGGUUCAGGAGAUAUACAAAAAUGGAAUUCGGUAGAGCAAAAUGAGACGGAAACAAGAGAACUCAAUAGAAAAUAACGCGUCAAUCCUGUGUAUUUAUAUUAAAUAUUUUAUAGUUGAAAAUAACUUUUUUAACUCAAAUAAAACGAACUUUCUUUUGCAAUAUAA